AUGUCAGAUUGGAGUAAUGGACUUUGUGGCUGUUUCAAUGACGUUCCCUUGUGUCUGACGACGUUCUGCGCUCCGUGUUAUACCUUUGGUAAGACUGCAGAAACUGUUGGCGACGACUGUUUGAUGUGUGGCAUAGCGACUUUUGUACCACUGGCCAAUAUAUGGUUCGCCACACAGAUUCGAGGCAAGGUUCGCGACCAAAAAGGCAUUCAAGGGAGUUUUGUACACGAUUUGGCCAUGGUUUGCUGUUGUAGUCUUUGUUCUUUGAUGCAAGAAGCACAAGAAAUGGGUGUCAAAGCUCCGUUCGGAAAUUCAAUUGCACGAUCUUAG
Actinia tenebrosa (Australian red waratah sea anemone) is the source of this 330-nucleotide messenger RNA. Its product is annotated as cell number regulator 2-like. Lineage: Eukaryota; Metazoa; Cnidaria; Anthozoa; Actiniaria; Actiniidae. The record is from RefSeq and is a predicted model, not a curated record.